Messenger RNA from Cuscuta epithymum, 4361 nucleotides. NCBI's taxonomy places the organism in Eukaryota, Viridiplantae, Streptophyta, Magnoliopsida, Solanales, Convolvulaceae. The record is from the annotation of a GenBank genome assembly.
GUUGGAGUUGGGGUACCCACUUUUUGGUGUACACACUUUUAGAAACUUUGACAAACUGAAACUCCAUGUAGGCUUUUUUUGUCCAGACAAAACGUAUUUUGAGUGUUCCAAGAAUAUUUUUGAACUGAAUAAUUAGUUUUCACGGGGUACAUCAGACACAAAUGAUUAGUUUGAUUUUUGUGUUGAAAUAAUAGUAAUCUGCGAAAAAGAAAGUUUAGAAACACUUUUUGAAAGAUAUAUUUUUCCAUCUGUUUACCCUAUGCCAAGUGUUUUUCAUUGUAUAGUACAGCACACUUUUUGUGAAAUUGAAAACCAACAAAUUAACUGGGAAAUAUGUAAACUUAGAUGUCAUUUGUUAAGUUCUAAAAUUGUGCUAACACUCAUAACAUGCUUUUGACUUUGGUUUGUGUGCUGCUGUCACAGUUCAAGUGCUUAAUACAAUAUCUGCAAAGCUAGGGAACGCGUUUCCAAAUGUUGCUCAGACAUCUUGCAUUAACGGUUCUAUUGUGAACAGCUGUAUUGCUGAUAGUAUGUAUGAUAAGGUCAAGCGUAUAGAUUGCGAUUGCAAUUUCAAUAGCAAUACAGUCUGCCAUGUUACAGACAUUUUGUUGAAAAAUCUUAAUCUUCAGGGAGUUCUUCCCCCAGAGUUCGUGAAUCUUACCGCUCUCCGCCAAAUAGAUCUGGCUCUCAAUUACAUCAAUGGAACAAUUCCCUCUACCUUCGGCCAAUUCCGCAAUCUCACAAUUUUGUCACUUUCGGGAAACCGCAUAAGUGGGAAGAUACCCAGAGAGAUAGGUGACAUAACUACAUUGGAGGAGCUAGUUUUGGAAGAUAAUGAGAUUGGAGGAUCUCUUGAUAAAAAACUUGGAAAUUUGGGCAGCUUAAAGAGACUCCUUCUAUCUGCAAACAAUAUCAGUGGAAGUAUACCAGAAUCUUUUGGCAAUUUUAAGAACUUGAUAGAUUUUAGGAUCGAUGGGAAUCCAAUAUCUGGUAAUUUUCCUUAUUUUAUUGGCAACUGGACGAACCUAACUACUUUGUACAUGCAAGGAACAUUGCUAGGGGGGGCAAUACCUCAGAAUAUAUCCUUGUUGAAAAACCUACAAAUAUUGCAAAUUUAUGGUUUAAGAGGACAAAGCAGGAAAUUCCCAAACUUGCAGGGCAUAGCAAACAUUAAAACAUUAGUUUUGAGGAAUUGCUCGAUUGUUGGUCGAAUACCAGAAUACAUUGGAGAUAUGGUCCAGUUAAAAACUUUAGAUCUUAGUUACAACAUGUUGACUGGUACAAUCCCAGAAGUUACAGAAAAAAGACUUAAAAAUGUGCUUCUGGCGCAUAACAUGUUAAGUGGAGUGAUCCCCAGAUGGAUGUGUGACAGCAUGUAUUCCAUUGAUUUAUCCUGCAACAAUUUAACAGAGUCAUCUGCAAGCGGGUGUCUGUCCUCCAAAAUGAACUUAGUUUCUAGCUAUUCAGUUGUGAAGAGAGACUCUGGUGAUUGGUGUUCAAAAAAGGAACUCCCUUGCCAAGGAGGAGCACGGUAUCAUUCCCUCUAUAUAAAUUGUGGAGGGCCAAAAACCUUCCAUGGUGAAACAUAUGAGGAUGACUUAAUGGCAGGAGGCUCGUCUUCCUUCUUUGCAUCAGAUAGAUGGGGUUUCAGCAGCUCAGGAGUGUUCAUCACAAAGGAUAACACCAAAUAUAUUGCAACAAACAUGUUUUCAUACACGGGCAUUGCUGAUAUUUACAAAACAGCUCGGCUUGCUCCCUUUUCACUCAAGUAUUACGGGUUUUGCAUGCAACAAGGGAGUUAUAAAGUGCGCCUUCACUUUGCUGAAAUAAUGUUUUCUAAUGACUCCACAUAUAAAAGUCUUGGGAGGCGAUUAUUUGAUGUAUCAAUCCAAGGGAAUGUAGUAUUGACAGACUUUAACAUUGUGGAGGAAGCAAAGGGUCCUGGGAUUGGUAUAUAUAAAGAUUUUGACAAUGUUCUUGUCAAUGGUAGCAGCCUAGAGAUACACUUAUAUUGGACUGGAAAGGGAACGAACGCUAUUCCUAUGAGAAGUGUAUAUGGACCUUUGAUUUCUGCCAUUACAGUCACUCCAAAGUUCAAGAUCAAGAAAAGUUUAAGUGUUGGAGCAAUAGCUGGCAUCAUCAUUUCUUGUUUUGUGUUCCUCCUGUUAAUCAUAUUUGUUCUGAGGAUGAGAGGGUAUUUGGGGGGGAAAGUUGAAGAAGGCAAUGGAUUGAGAACACUUGAUCUGCAGACAGGUUAUUUCACUCUAAGACAGGUCAAGGCUGCCACAGAUAACUUUGACCAGGCUAAUAAAAUUGGAGAAGGAGGAUUUGGUCCCGUAUACAAGGGUAUUCUUUCGGAUGGUGGAGUUGUUGCUAUCAAGCAACUCUCUUCCAAGUCAAAACAAGGAAACAAGGAGUUCCUCAAUGAAAUAGGAAUGAUAACAGCUUUGCAACAUCCAAACCUAGUGAAACUUUAUGGCUGUUGCAUAGAAGGAAACCAAUUAUUGCUAGUAUAUGAAUACAUGGAAAACAACUCUCUUUCUCGAGCCCUUUUUGGACGCGAGGAUCAGAGGUUGAGACUAGACUGGGAAACUAGGAAGAAAAUAUGCAUAGGAAUAGCUAAGGGGUUGGCAUACCUUCAUGAGGAAUCGAGGUUGAAGAUCGUCCAUCGAGAUAUCAAGGCCUCCAAUGUGCUACUUGAUAAAGAUCUAAGUGCUAAAAUUUCAGACUUUGGUUUGGCUAGGCUUGAUGAAGAAGAGAAUACCCACAUUAGCACGCGAGUUGCUGGAACAAUAGGUUAUAUGGCUCCAGAAUACGCAAUGAGGGGGUAUUUGACAGACAAAGCAGAUGUUUACAGCUUCGGAAUAGUUUUAUUGGAGAUUGUUAGUGGAAAAAGUAACACGAAUUACAGACCAAAAGAGGAGUUUGUGUAUCUUCUUGAUUGGGGCUAUGUCCUAGAAGAACAAGGAAAUCUGUUGGAUAUUGUGGAUGAAAGCCUGGGUUCAACCUAUUCUGAAAAAGAAGCACUGACGAUGCUAAAGUUGGCUCUAUUAUGUGCCAAUCCAUCACCAACUCUCAGGCCAUCCAUGUCUUCAGUGGUUAAGAUGCUAGAUGGGAAGAUGGAAGUGCAGGUUCCAGCUGCAAUUAUGUCUGCAAGGUCAAAUGGUGAUCCUAGAUUUAAAGCCUUGGAAAAACUAUCCCAUGACAGCCACACUAGUACUUCAUCCACAACGGGAAGUUGCAGAGAUAGUACUUUUCAGUCAAAUGGUGAUCCUAGGUUUAAAGCCUUGGAGAAACUAUCCCAUGACAGCCACACUAGUACUUCAUCCACUACUAGCAAGUUGCAGAGAAGCGUUUCACUCGGAGCCCAGUGGACAGUUUCUUCACAUUCUUUCAGCACAAAGGAAGAAACCCAAGAUAUUCCCCUCUACUACUAAACUGUUCUCCGAUCUCUACGACAUCAACAUGUAAAAGCAUGAAUAUCAUCUGUGUUUAGUCUCCUCAGCUAGUAAUAAUAAGUCAAUAACUAUGUAGAUUCAAGUUCACAUUUUCUUUCUUUUUUCCUAUUUGUUGAAUUGCAAAAAACUUGAGAUUGGUUGUAUUAUAGGAUAGAAAAAAACUUGGGCUCCUAUCAAAUGCACUAUGAAUGUCCAAUUUAUACAAGCUCUAUCAAACCCCUUAAGUAGUCCAAUUUUUCGAAGUCUUUGUAGCAAAAGUUUUAAAUCUAACGAAAACCCGGGGAUCUAGGGAAUAAAUCUAACUCCCCAUAAUAAUAUGAGUAAUUACUAGUUUCCUGACUUCCUCUACUCUGCUGUGAAACAGUAUUUGAAUCUUCAAUAUGCUCAUUUUCAUCUGGUUGAAUCUUCCUUUGCUGCAAAACAGUUGUUGAAUUUUCAACAUUCUCGUUUUCAAUCGGUUGACUUUUUCUCUACUGCAAAACAGUGAUUGAAUCUUCAAUAUGCCCAUUUCCAAUUCGUUGACUUUUUAUCUCCUGCAAAAUAGUGAUUGAAUCUUCAAUAUGCUCAUGUUCAAUUGGUUGAUUUUUUGGAACUGCAUAUUCCUCAAAUCCGAAAAGUGGCUUGCCAAUGACAUCACUAAUGUCUGCGGCUUCUCUUGAGUGCCUCUCCAAAAUUGAAGACCUCUUGUCUCGUUUUCGUUUCAAUCGACAUAGAACAUAGUCCUUGAAUGGUGCCUACAUUCAGAAAGGCGUGAUGGACUAAAAGUUAGUUUAAAUUCAAAAAAUCUGGACAGAAGUAGGGGUAGAUCCGGUCCUGAUAGUUCGUAGGAGAAGCCCGGGUUCAACCCAGUUAAUUCUCGAUACCCAGGCAGUCGGACCCGGCCCUGUUCUAUUCUUUUUCAUU